AUGAUGAAGAAGAAAAGCUGCCAUCGAGAUUGGCACACCCUUUUGCCGCUGUUGGGGAUCAGUACAGGAUGAGGAAGGAAAGCCGCCAUUGAGAUUGGCGCACAUUUGAAGUCCUCAGGCUUGGAGGCACGUUUUGAAGGAAUAAGAGGCGUUGGAUAGGUUUUGAAGGAUUUAUGAAGGUGUUUUUUAUUUCAGAUGUUGACACUGCACCAUGUCCGCCUAUGCUCACCAAUCCCGGAUUUGUUUUUUUACUUGCUUCCCCCCUUGCUCGUUGCCAUUCCCAUCAACUACAUUCACUUGUUGGAGCCUUUUUAGGCAUGGGCCAUCGUCUGGAUGUUGGAGAUCAGGAGAUUUAUUGGUUUGAGGGAGUGCCUCCCAUUUUGUUUUAUAUUUCGCAUUUUUCGGAGACUCCUCAGUUUUAG
Laccaria bicolor S238N-H82 is the source of this 422-nucleotide messenger RNA. RefSeq lists its product as uncharacterized. The coding region runs from base 174 to 422 and encodes 82 amino acids. Lineage: Eukaryota; Fungi; Basidiomycota; Agaricomycetes; Agaricales; Hydnangiaceae. The record is from RefSeq and is a predicted model, not a curated record. The transcript has 2 exons.